This is a messenger RNA of Rhodamnia argentea, 1382 nucleotides long. RefSeq names its product copper chaperone for superoxide dismutase, chloroplastic/cytosolic. The transcript is spliced from 6 exons. The coding region runs from base 116 to 1147 and encodes 343 amino acids. Gene Ontology annotation, molecular function: copper ion binding; superoxide dismutase activity. Gene Ontology annotation, biological process: removal of superoxide radicals. Lineage: Eukaryota; Viridiplantae; Streptophyta; Magnoliopsida; Myrtales; Myrtaceae. The record is from RefSeq and is a predicted model, not a curated record.
CGCCACCCGAUUUUGAGAAGCUGUAAUUAAGACUUUUGCAUUCAUCCGCAGUCAAAAACGAACAAGAAAAGCGGAAAAAAAAGGGAAAAUAAUUAGAAGAGGAGGAAGAGGGAAAAUGGGGUUCUUGCUAAGGUCAGCGGCCACCAUCAAAACAGCCGUCGCAGCUUCUGCUAUCCCCGCGGCUCUGGCCUUCUCGUCCCAUCGUCGCUGUUCCCCCUCAUCAUCAUCAUCUUCUUCUUCUUCUUCCACUUCCACCGCCUGUUCUUGCUCUGUCCGCUUCCCCAAGUUUCAGAACCCGACCUUCGUGUCUCUCUCUCUUUCUUCGAGCAACUUGGGCUCUUCUGCGACUGCAAGAGACCUCGAUCACGCUCCCCCGGCUCUUCACAUGGACGCGCCUGCCUCUGAUUUCAAACCCACCUCGCAGAAUGGUGCUGUCUUGCCGGAGCUACUUACGGAGUUUAUGGUUGAUAUGAAGUGUGAGGGUUGUGUUAAUGCUGUGAAGAACAAGUUGCAGACUGUCGAGGGGGUGAAGAACAUUGAGGUGGACUUGAGCAAUCAAGUGGUUCGGAUUUUGGGUAAUUCACCUGUCAAGACUUUGACGGAAGCGUUGGAGCAGACUGGCCGUAAAGCCCGUUUGAUAGGCCAAGGUUUGCCAGAAGAUUUUCUAAUAUCUGCCGCUGUAGUGGAAUUCAAAGGUCCGGAUGUUUUUGGAGUAGUUCGCUUUGCUCAAGUGAGCAUGGAAUUGGCUAGGAUUGAAGCCAAUUUUAGUGGGUUGUCUCCUGGGAAACAUGGUUGGUCUAUCAACGAAUAUGGUGAUUUGACCAGAGGGGCAGCAAGCACUGGGAAGAUUUUCAAUCCGACUGCUGAAGCAACUGCGGAUCAGCCCCUCGGUGACCUGGGAACACUAGCUGCCGGUGAGAAGGGUGAGGCUUUCUUCUCAGGCGUCAAAGAGAAGCUACGAGUUGCCGAUCUCAUCGGACGCUCUGUAGCACUCUAUGAAAGAGAGGAUAAAUCGGACGCAGGUAUCGCAGCUGCUGUAAUUGCGAGGAGCGCCGGUGUGGGGGAGAACUACAAGAAGCUCUGUACGUGCGACGGGACGACCAUAUGGGAGUCAAGUAACAAUGAUUUCGUCACCAGCAAAGUCUAAAUUCAUAUGAGAUCUCGCAGUCAUAAUAUAUUCUUAGAAUGGCAUGUAUCGACACGGGGGUUUGAUUUGUUAGUAUCAAUACGAAACGAAUAGACUAAAUUACUUUGCCAUUUGUAUGUGCCGAUAAGAGUAGUUUAGAGAUUUGAGUGGUUGCUAAAUGCGGUAGAAACUUACUUUGUUGUGGUGGCACGGACAAACAUGAGUAAAUUCACUCGUCAUCAAUUUUGUGACGGUA